AUGCCAGAAGGAUACAUCUUCGUUCCCAAAGGCGAUCCAUACAUAACGCGCAACUGCAAAUCUCGAACCAAAGAAGCCGGUAAUACCAUCUACAUUGUUUACGACAACAAACUCAACCACCAACUCGGGAUCCGCAUCCCAUCCGCAAUACACACCUCCGUCCUCCACUCCGCGACCCAAACAGCCGCCCACCGCGCCCUAGCAACACACAACCGCGACAUACGCACCAACCUCAAAGCCCGAUCACUCCUCCAACUCACCUUCCCUUCCAUCCCACCCACCUGUCUCUCCAAGAUCUUACAGCAUGCAUUCCUAAAGGGGUCUGGACGAGUAGGUCGAAUAUCUACCCGACCAGAUGAGAAAAAGGCUACCUUGGCGGUGGAGGCGCAUGUUAGGCAUGAGCAUACGGAGUAUGAGAAGCUUAUGAGUGAAGGGGGGAUGAAUAGGGAGGAGGCGAGGGAGGUGGUGUGGAAGGAGGUGAAGACGAUUAGGGAUGGAUGGGCUAAGGGAAAGGUUAAGGAGGCGGAGGUGGAGGCGAUUGAUUUGACUUGA
Molecule: messenger RNA, 552 nt
Organism: Talaromyces stipitatus ATCC 10500
Lineage: Eukaryota; Fungi; Ascomycota; Eurotiomycetes; Eurotiales; Trichocomaceae
Exons: 2
Coding region: 1-552 (183 amino acids)
Source: RefSeq, a predicted model, not a curated record